This is a messenger RNA of Aureobasidium pullulans EXF-150, 7689 nucleotides long. RefSeq lists its product as uncharacterized. The coding region runs from base 261 to 7646 and encodes 2461 amino acids. The record is from RefSeq and is a predicted model, not a curated record. Gene Ontology annotation, cellular component: fungal-type vacuole membrane; endosome membrane. Gene Ontology annotation, biological process: phosphatidylinositol phosphate biosynthetic process. Gene Ontology annotation, molecular function: metal ion binding; 1-phosphatidylinositol-3-phosphate 5-kinase activity; ATP binding. The transcript is spliced from 2 exons. Lineage: Eukaryota; Fungi; Ascomycota; Dothideomycetes; Dothideales; Saccotheciaceae.
UAUAUCCGUCUCCCAUGAACAUUUACACAUACCAAUACACGUGUGCGACAUCGCUAGGGAACAAGGCCCGUCCGAGCCUCCACUUAUCGACUAUACAAAUAAACACCAUCACCUGACACAUACCUACGAGACAAAGUCAAGCAUAGUGUCGACAUCCCCCCUCAAAAGCAGCCUACCUUUCGUCCAUCGAGCAGACAGCAGGACGACACAACAGCAAACGAUGCCCCUACAAUCUCGACCCACCAGCUGAGCGCCCUGAGAUGCCCACCGUAGGCAAGAUGAAUUCGUCACCGACUUCGAGGCGGGCCUCGCUGUCGUCGCUCAACUCGCCCACCGUGGACAAGGAGGCCUUGCAGAAAGAGCUGGACCAUAUUCAUACCACCGCCUCACGCUCAGACACUCUGACUUCAUUCAGCGACUUUGAGCGAAGUCGCACCAGUAGUCCACGCGUUCCAGGUCCAAAGGACUUGGUCAGUGGCCGCAUAAGCGGUCUGUACUCGCGUCUCAGGCAGAGUGUUGGAGCAUCGUCGCCUGCUUCAGAUGUCUCGAUACGUCCAUCCAGUCGCGGCAGCUUCAAUGUCCCAGAUACCGCAUCUCUGAGAAGCUUCUCGAAGCAAGAGUCGCCUACACUCUUCCGCUCAAAUCACGUCUCGCGUCCUAGCGAUGCAAGUGCUGCCAUAGCAGAGACAGACUUCGCCCCGACUCAUUCAAUACCUUCUUCUGCUGUUCACUCUCGUCCUGGCUCUCGUGACUUGUCUCGCUCCGCCUUGCACACCGCCGCGUCCUCCCCCUCUGCAAGACGCGCCUCUCCACCCGCCCAACCUCGUCAUUCCGAAAGCAAUCAAGCACAGCAUUCGGCCGAAAGCAAACGCUUGUCGCAGAACAUGGAUGGAAAGCGUCUGUCGCAAAACAUUGAAGGAAAACGCUCUUCGGUCAACCUGGAAAACAGCAGACCUUCGCAAAACCACGAUGGCAAGCGUCUGUCACAGUCAGAUGCUCCGUUCAUGGGAGCCCGGACUGAGCGUCCGACGAUCAUGAUACAACCCGAGAGGACGGAUAGCCCAUCCAGUAUGGCUCCCUCUGCCGAUAGAUUCGACAGCGAUGCUUCUUCGAGAACUAGAAGUCACUCUCAGCAUGAGCGUCCUCCACUUCGCGUCUCUGUUUCACAUUUACCCGGUCUAAGGAUAUCACAAGCAUCUGUGGUUGACGGUGUUCUUGACACGUCUUCAGUGUUAGGUACCAAGCCUAGUACGCCCAUGCCUGAUGUGCAACCCAACUUCAACGGGAACAUGCAGAAUCGUCGGGCGCCGCAAAGGGAUGCCCAGUCGCUUGAAACAUUGGAAAAAAGAUCUACGACCAUACCUGCUCAUCUCAAGCGCCGGGUUAUCAGCAAGGAGUUCUGGAUGAAAGAUGAAAAUGCCCGUGAUUGCUUCUACUGUGGUGAUCCCUUUUCAACUUUCCGCAGAAAGCACCAUUGCAGGACUUGCGGUCAGAUCUUUGACGCAAAAUGUACAGUAACUGUUCCAGGAAAGCCAUUUGGUCAAUCGGGCACACUCAGGUUAUGCAAGCCAUGCGACGCUAUGAUUUAUGGCAGCGACGAUGAUUCGACGGUAUUCUCCGACUCAGACGAGCCCGUCAAGUCCCCAAUAUCCGCAUCUCAUUCACAAGAUCAAGACGUCUUCAAGCCAAACGAUCCAGCUCUAGCAACACCAUCAAUUGGUAUCCCUGUCUCAAGGAGAAACAGAGAAGCCAAGAGAAGAUCUGCUGUCAUUGAGUUUGACACGCAGCCCACGCUAGCACGACCAAGUUCAUCUCGAUCAUUGAAAUCUAUGACCGGAAGACCACAUUCUUCUAGCCACAAGCGCCAUCACUCUCGCCAUCAAUCUGUGCGUCCACUCAAGACCCCUGCGGAGGAACGAGGACCAUUCUAUCAGAACAUCGCUGACACGCGGCGGAAACCACCCUUUACCGCCUUCCAUAACGACAACAUCAUCGACCCUGAUCUAGCUCCAUACCUAUCCGAUGAUGCUUCUGAUGUAGACGACCAAUCGAGCCUUUAUGCCACUAUCAGUGACAUUCCUGGCCCUUCCUCACUUGAUAACGAACGGCCUGGAUUCGCCGGUUUGUUGUCUUCGGCUGUCAAGAAAGGUCGUUCGCGAAGGGGCGAUAGAAGUGUUGGAGGUCAUAGUUUACGUGCCUCUCGUGACCUAGAGCAUCUGAUGGCUGUUCACAAACAUCUCUCAAAGUCGCGAAAGACGCGCAAUCCGAGUAUUGGAAGUAUUGGUGUAUCGCGUCCAUCUCCGCGACGAAGUCGUAGUCAAAACAUGAUGAAAACUUACGAGGUCGGCGCGAAUGAGACUUCGGCUUACGAGAUCUUCAAGCCUAUACUAGCAGACCAGGCACAGGUCAAACGAAGCUCUGGUAUGCACGGUUCGAACGCACCUGCCAUCGAACUCAACAGAGCUAGUCUGCAGCACGUUGAACGUCUUCUGACUCAGCUGCUCAAAGAAUCAGAGAUUCCUAGACGCAGGCAUUGGCAAAAGGCUUUGAUGCCUAUUCUGCUGCAGUGUCCUAAUGAUGUAGAUCCUGAUGUUCAGAAUGGCGACGACAUGGACAUUAGAAACUAUAUCAAGAUCAAGAAAGUACCUGGUGGCAAGCCUGGUGAUACCUCAUACGUGUCUGGAGUUGUUUUCAGCAAAAACAUUGCUCUCAAAGACAUGCGACGAAGCUUUGUACGCCCUCGUAUCGCGAUAAUAUCAUUCGCCAUUGAAUACGCUCGACAUAACACUCAUUACUUGAGCUUGCAGCCUGUCAUCGCCCAGGAAAAAGAGUAUCUCUCCAAUCUUGUGGGUCGUAUAGCAGCAUUGAAGCCACAGAUUUUGCUAGUACAACGCAAUGUGUCUGGCAUUGCUCUAAAUAUGCUCGAAAGGGCAGGCAUCACCGUUGUUUACAAUAUCAAAGAAUCUGUCCUUGCUGCUGUCGCUCGCAUGACGGAGACAGAGGUAAUCAAGUCGAUGGACAAGCUUUCGAUCGAUCCUGCUGGAUUGGGACACUGCUCCAAUUUCGACGUGAAAACAUACGUUCAUGGCAAGACUAGAAAGACUUUCAUCUGGAUUUCUGGUUGUCCGCCUGAGCUCGGCUGCACCAUCGUUCUGCGCGGAGCAGAGAUGGAAGUUCUUCGUCAGAUUAAACGGAUCACAGAAUUCAUGUGCUACGUUGUCUACAAUCUCAAGCUCGAAACUUGCUUAAUGCGGGACGAAUUCGUUUUGAUUCCUUCCUCAAUCAGCACUGCCAAGUCUACCCCUCCAAACAUCAACAUUGCAGCUACGAAAACAGCCGACAUCGUUCAUGCACCAGUCACACCUACAACUCAAUUGCAUGACGGAGACGAAAUCACUGUACCGGAAUUAGAGGCCAACCCCGAAGUUGAUCAAUCCGAAAACAAACCUAACGCGUUGAAUCACCUUGUCGAUGCUGCUAGACAUGUCGUACCUGAGCCUACUGUCACCGCGCAAGAAGAUAUUGAUGACGAGUCCAUGCCGUCACAGUAUAGAGAGCUCAUAGAGACAGCAAGGACUCGACUGAUAUCAUCAUCGCCAUUCGUCAAAUUCCCCGAACCUAUCCUCCUCGCCAAAGUCCAAGAUCAAGAACGAAAAGUUGAACAGACCAAACGAUUACGAGAUCGAUACGAUGCAUUUGAACUAGAGACAGACCAUAAUGAGAAGGCUAGCGAAGACAGACAAGAGGACAUUGCUCAGAUGGAGAAGUUCAAAAUGGUCGUCCCUGACAUGAUCUCAGAAGCUGUGCCUGCCAAUCAGACUAAGCCCGUCCGACAAUUUCUUCGAGACAUCCACGAAGCACAAUAUCAGAUGGCCCUCCACGAGUACGGCAUCAAGAAACGGCAAUGGGAGUCCUUCUUCUCUAUCAGCAACAACAACCCCUUUAACCCAUUCAGUCAUCAGAACAUCUUUGUCCUUCACUCGCUCGUUAGCAACGCUUUAUCCUUCCCCUGUGCCGGUCCCGAGGUUCUAGGUCUCUCCUUCUAUGCUGGUUGGGGUAAUGCCGAACUAGGAUUGGAAGAAGACCUCACACUUGGGCAGUUCGUCGAAGAGACCUGCGCUACCGCAGCCACUGCGUGUAAGCAAUGCAGUCAUAGAAUGUUUGAUCACCAUCGACAAUAUGUUCAUGGCACUGGCCAGAUCAGUGUCUCGGUCAAGCGCUUCCCAUCAAAAUUUCAGAACCUUCACAACACAAUCCUCAUGUGGUCUACUUGCAAGAUAUGCCAACAAGAGACCACAUGGAUCCCAAUGUCUGACAAUACAUGGAAAUACUCGUUCGGCAAAUAUCUUGAACUCAGCUUUUGGAGUACGCCUUUGAAGCCACGAGCAGGCGUCUGUCCUCAUGACAUCCACAAAGACUUUGUGAGAUGUUUCGCAUUCCAAGGUCUUGCUGUUCGGAUCCAAUGGGACAAUGUCGAUCUUUACGAGGUCAUGGUCCCUACACCGACUAUCAACUGGGAGGUUACUGCAGGGUUAGAACUCAAGAACCAGCUCUUCAUGCACUUCCAGACACGUCUCACGGCUUUCAUCGCAUCUGUCAGGGGCCGUCUGAACUCGAUCAACCUUUCCACAGUUGCACCUGAGAAGCAAGCUGACGCGGCAGCGACUCUAGAGAAACUCGCACAGAAAGUGGACACGGAUCAUGAGGCGCUCUUACAGAAGCUCCAAGACAAGUACAUGGCUUCAAAGUUCUACGAAAUCAUCCCGCUUAACAGAGCAGUUCGGAUGAUGGACGAGAAGGCACUGUGGUGGGAUGAUGAAUUCACUGACUUUGAAGCCAAAUUCUUCCCAUCCGAGAACGAUAUCCGUAGAUUGGCUACACUUCAGUUGAAGAAGUUGUUCCUCGAUCGAGGGGAGGCCACUGGAACUUCUCAUCAUGAUUUAAGUGACGCUGACGAAGGCAUGGAGAUGAAGGAAAGGCCACACUCUGGAAUGGGUCUUACUGACGAAGACCUCCAAUCAGAAAAAGCACAACACAUGCUGACCUCUGUCGUCGAGGAGCACGGCCAUUCUCAACCAGAUUCGGAGCCAAAUGGCGAAAUGAAAAUGCUACACGAGGCAGGACCGGUAAACAUGGAAGUUCCAGACGCCCUCAUUCUCUCCAAGCAAUUGUCACCCAGCGAAAUUGAGCAAGCUGUCGAGAGAGAGGAUGUCAAGCACCUUGAUCUUGCCAUUCCUUCAGCCUUUUCCGAACCUCCAGCAGAUCAAGAAACUCCAAGAGCUGAGAGUGGUCCAUUUGAAGGCGACACACCAGAGUCGAAGUCGCCCGAGGCAUUCGUAACCGAACCAAAGCCACUCAACUCUAGCAUACUUGAACGUAUUGAACAAAUGCGUUCUGCUGCGACUGGUCCUGAUGCAGGUAUGCCAGAGUCAAGAAUUCCACGUCUCGUCCGCACUCGAGGUCCCAUAUCUCCACCACUUGGACGAACCCAGUCUCAACCCGAUGGUAUCCCAAAGAGGAAUGUCGACUCCACUCCAGAGAUGCCCACAAUUCAUGCAGUCGCCAGUGGUGAAAGUUCUGGUACCACAACACCUACCCCUGGCAAACACCAGAACAAGGAUCUAGCCAAGUCUAUUGAGCUACGCUUGAGCGAUCGUCUGGGUGGUGGAUACUCGAAGAAUGGAAGAACUCAACCAUCUCUGAUACCAAGAUCGGUCCCAAGUAAAGCGUUUGAUACAACCACUCGUGUCUCUGCGUUGGCAAAACACUUCGAGCAGCUCUCUCGCGAGUUCGAAAAGGAAAGACUACGCGAACGCAAACAGCGAGCAGCUCGACGAAGACAGGUUCGCGCCAACCCCCUGGCUAGUAGCAAACCUGUCGUCGAAGUCUACCGAGAUGCUCGUGAAGCUGUCGGUGAGAAGACCGAGGCCGAAGCUCCCGAGCCGCAUCAGACGUCAACCGAUGAGACGUCAGAGUCACAGAUGGAAGAUAUUCCUGACUCGAAUCAGGAGACCGCCGAAGAGCCCCAUGACACGGAUGACGCUACGGACAAUGAAAUGGCGGAGUCGACGACUGGUCAAACUGAUACCGAUGCUGAAGGCGAUACGACCGAUAAUGAGAUGCAUGUGCCUUUGAGGCCAGAUAUGUCUGAGGCUGGAUCAAUCUCAGGCACUGGUUCUAUUGCAUCUCCUCAUGACGUUGACUCACAUCUUGAGCUCACACUGCCAAAGCAUGAGAAGAAUUCUUUGAUGAAGAUGCUCACAAGCUUUUGGUCUGAACGUUCAGCAUCAGGCUGGAAAGCGCUUGACUAUCCUCUGCACACCAAUGAGCAUGUCUUCGAUGAUAGUGACAUUAUCGUACGAGAAGACGAGCCUGCCUCGGUGAUCGCUCUUGCCCUAUCUUCUGCAGAUUACAUAGCCAAGCUGCGCGAGUUCCGUGGCAAUCCCAGGAGCAACGGUCACGGUCAUCACGGCCACACUGAAUCACAAUCGAGCUUCAAUUUCGCGGCAGACAUCAGUAGUAAUGAUGCCAGCCAACAAUCAGCCAUCGAGGCGAGCUUGAUUAGUGAGACAGGCACGCACAUGAAAUACAGCUUCAGCCACAACACCGUCCGCGCGACCUGCAAAAUCUUCUACGCCGAAUCUUUCGAUGCCUUGAGAAGGAAAUGCGGCGUCAGUGAACGCUUCGUCGAAUCUCUGUCACGAUGCGCCAAGUGGGAUUCAAAAGGCGGCAAGACGAAAUCACUCUUUCUAAAAACUCUGGAUGAUCGCUUCGUCAUCAAAUCUUUGCAGGAAGUUGAGCUCAAAGCUUUCACCAAGUUCGCUCCUGACUAUUUCGCCUUCUGCGCGCAAAGCCUGUUCCAUGGCGUCCCUUCCGUAAUUGCGAAAAUGUUCGGACUCUUCCAGGUCGAGCUUCGCAACCCAAACAACGGUGUUGAAUUCUCUUCAUACCUUCUCGUCAUGGAAAAUCUCUUUUACAACCGCAACCCUACCAGGAAGUUCGACUUGAAGGGAAGUAUGCGCAACCGCAAGAUCGAAAGUACUGGUCUACCAGACGAAGUGCUUCUGGAUGAAAACUUGGUCGAGACGAUUUUCGAAAAACCCCUCUUCGUCCGCGAGCAUGCUAGAAAACUUCUUAAGGCGAGUGUUUGGAACGAUACGAUGUGGCUUUGCAGACAGAAUGUCAUGGACUAUUCUUUGAUGGCCGGAUUCGAUGACGAAAAGAAACAGCUGGUGGUUGGUAUUAUCGACUGCAUCAGAACGUACACUUGGGACAAGAAACUCGAAUCGUGGAUCAAGGAUCGUGGAAAGAAUAAACCGACUAUUACUUCGCCGAAAGACUAUCGUAAUCGCUUCCGUGUUAGUAUGAUGCAAUACGUCCUGCAAGCACCAACAGUCUGGCAUUCUUUCCUCGCACCGGGCCUGCCUGUCACUGGCGUCACGUUCAAUUCGGGAGGUGGUGUGGAAGUUACGAGGAACGGCGUUCCUCCAGCCGUCGCUGCACAGGGCUCCGAAGGACGAAGUGUCGCGGGAAGUUGGGAAGAGAGAAGUACGGCGGAUGAGGAGCGUAGAGCUGCGCUGACAGCAGAAGGCAAUGUCUUGGAUGAUGCUACUAUCAGGGAGAUGUCGACCAUGUCAUUUGUUUAGUCUUCUUUUAUCGUUCUGGCUCUUUCUCUAUUGGAUUAUAAUC